Messenger RNA from Meleagris gallopavo (turkey), 5710 nucleotides. It is a transcript of the gene KCNF1, whose product is annotated as potassium voltage-gated channel modifier subfamily F member 1. Gene Ontology annotation, molecular function: voltage-gated potassium channel activity. The record is from RefSeq and is a predicted model, not a curated record. Gene Ontology annotation, cellular component: voltage-gated potassium channel complex; membrane. Lineage: Eukaryota; Metazoa; Chordata; Aves; Galliformes; Phasianidae. Gene Ontology annotation, biological process: action potential; potassium ion transmembrane transport; protein homooligomerization.
UUGGGAAGGGAGCUCAGCCCCAUUGUGUUGGGAAACAGCGACGGGAAAACAAGCCCAAGUUUCUGCUCUGCACGCUCGCACCGACCGUGUGCGGGAGUCAGCGCGGAAACUCGGGAGGACCUUAAAGUAAAAAGAGAACGGAAAGAGAAAGCCCAAUCAAAAAGCAUCUUUCUAGGGAAACAUCGAAGAGGGAAACGGCAACAGUUUUCUGCGGGCUCGCCCUCCCCGAGAACUGUCAGCCACUUUGCAGUAAGCAGAGCACAGGAUUUAUUUCUCGGCUGUGACUUCCAACCUGUGAAUAAAUAGCAUUUAGAGAGAGAAUGGGACCCGAAAAGACUCUCAAGCACUGAGCAGAGGGGUGAGUUUUAUUGAAUGGCUUCUUCUCUUUACGAUCCGCUGGAGCUUUCUAACCUCCUGCUUUCAGGCACGGCAGCCCAAUGACUUGUCUUUUCACUGCAGCUUGUUGCAUCCCUCACCAGGCUUUCCUGAGCGCAGCUCUGUGUCCGUAGCCUUUUCCCCCGCUGCUCCAGGUCAGUCUGGUGGCAUUUGCAGCAGAGCUGAUUUGCUGCCGAUUUGCUUUCAUGAGAAAUUAAAUCCACAAGUCUUUGAAACCGAACGGCAGCCUAAAAAUCAGCUAGAAUCCAAUACCAUUUAAAAUGGCAGGUGACUUUAGGUUUCCAGAUGCGGACACUGACGUAACAGAGAAAAACGAAGAAACUGAGAUCGUAGUCAAUGUCGGUGGGGUGAGGCAGGUGUUCUACAGUGAUAACCUGAACCAGUACCCAGAAACACGGCUGGCAGAGUUGCUCAACUGCCUGUCGGGGGGAUACGACAGCAUAUUCUCCCUCUGCGAUGACUACGAUCCUGGAAAGAGAGAGUUUUACUUUGACAGAGAUCCAGAUGCUUUCAAAUGCAUUAUUGAUGUGUACUACUUUGGGGAAAUUCACAUGAAGAAAGGAAUAUGCCCCAUCUGUUUCAAGAAUGAGAUGGAAUUUUGGAAAGUGGAUCUUAAAUUUUUGGAUGACUGCUGCAAAACUCAUCUGAGUGAGAAAAAGGAGGAACUGGAGGAAAUAGCCCGAAGGGUGCAACUGAUCCUAGAUGACUUGGGAGUGGAUGCCUCUGAAAGCCGCUGGAAAAGAUGUCAAAAGUACAUCUGGAAAUUCUUGGAGAAGCCAGAAUCAUCCUACCCAGCUCGAGUGAUUGCUGUUCUGUCUUUCCUGUUUAUUUUGAUCUCCUCAGUUGUGAUGUGUGUGGGGACCAUCCCAGACAUGCAGGUCUUGGAUGCGGAGGGGAACCGUGUGGAGCACCCAACCCUGGACAGCAUCGAGACAGCCUGCAUAGGCUGGUUCACCAUGGAGUACGUGCUGAGGCUCAUCUCCUCUCCAAAUAAACUUCACUUCGCCCUGUCAUUCAUGAACAUUGUCGAUGUACUAGCUAUACUUCCUUUUUAUGUCAGCCUCACCUUGACACACCUGGGAGCCAAGCUGAUGGAGCUGAGCAAUGUCCAGCAGGCAGUCCAAGCACUGCGCAUCAUGAGGGUCGCGAGGAUUUUCAAGCUCGCACGGCACUCCUCGGGGCUCCAGACCCUGACCUAUGCUCUGAAACGCAGCUUUAAGGAGCUGGGGCUGCUCCUCAUGUACUUAGCUGUUGGGAUCUUUGUCUUUUCUGCCCUGGGCUAUACCAUGGAGCAAAGUCACCCCGAUACCUUAUUUAAAAGCAUCCCUCAGUCAUUCUGGUGGGCAAUCAUCACCAUGACCACGGUCGGGUAUGGAGACAUAUACCCCAAAACUACUCUAGGAAAACUGAACGCUGCCAUCAGUUUUCUUUGCGGAGUGAUAGCGAUUGCCCUUCCCAUCCACCCUAUCAUUAAUAACUUUGUCAGGUACUAUAACAAACAGAGGGUUUUAGAAACAGCUGCCAAGCACGAAUUAGAGCUGAUGGAGCUAAACUCAGCUGAGGGGAAAGCUGCAAGCUCCAAGAGUGAACUCAGGGACCUUGCAAGUGAGGGCAAGGAGGGCCCUUUUUAUAGCAGCCGGCUAAAAGUCUCCCACAGUGACACCUUUAUUCAUCUCCUGUCAGAAGAGAAACACUAUAGGACCAGGCUUCAAAGCUGCAAAUAAACUGUGAGCUGUUGUCGGCGCUAAGCCUAUAGAUGGGGACAACCUGACAAACAGCUUUGGAAAGGACAAGAGGGAUCUGUUGGUGCUGGGAGGGAGCACUGCUUUGCUUUUCCAACGUGAACAUAAAGUAACCCGUGCUACCUCCAUCAGCAGUUGGUAAGACUUUGCUGUUAUUAUCCAAAGUAAAACCAUAGGACUCCAUUGAGAUCAGACUGCUUAUAAUGAUUGCAUUCUGACAGCAACCAUUUGUAACCAUUUUAAAUACUGAAAAGUUCUUCCUGACCCGUAAAUGUUUGAUGAUCUGAGUGUGCAGCAUUGCCAAAUCAGAGCUCUGUACCUAUAACAAUAAAGAGCAACAUCACACACCGAGUGUGUCUUCCAGGCUGUAAUCAGUGGUUUUUCAGCUAGGAAAAUCAUUCUCAAAAAUUAAAGCAAUAUUUCACUCAUCAUGGGUUUGGGUUUAUAGCAAAACGUUGCAAACACUUUCAGCCUGAAGAUACUGAGAGCAUGAGCAUGUACCUUGUGCUGAAUAACGCAGGCAAUGAAUGGUUUCAUUUUUGUAACCUGUACCGUGGGCUUGACUUUGUGGAUACGUACCUGUUUCUCUUUCAAGAAAAAAAAUUAAAUAGCACCUGAAGCUAUUUUUUUUGGGCAGUGAUGCAAAACAGAAUCAAGUGUAUUUUAAGAAACAAAUGAAAUAAACAUCUGUUCUACCAUAAUUACAAAAUUACAAUUGAUAGUUGCAGGUAUCUUUCAAGAAGUCUUUAUAUUCCAGUAAGAUUUACAAUGUAAGUUACAUUGCAAUAUUUUACUGCACCAUUAAACCAAGAGAAGUUUAGUGAGAAGGAACCGCUCAAUAGGAAAGUUUAGCUCUUUGAAAGUAAGUGUAAGGGAAGUUUCAGAAAAUGGUAUCAUCUCCAAAGGAUUUAGGCUAGGACUGUCUAUCUGAAUGAGCAUAUUAUCAGGUUAUUAAGAAAAAAACCCAACAACUCAGCCCAUCACAUCCCUACAAUAACUGUAUGGUUUUGUGAAUGUCAGUUUACAGAGGUAGUAGGCACUAAUCAGUGCCUUAUUCAUUAAUCAGCAUAUUAAUCAACACCAGUGUGUAACUACUAUCCUUCCCAAAAGCAAGCACUGUCUAUGUGUGCAUUCAUUUGGCAUGAAUAAAGAGUGCAAUACAUGGCUCUCUACCAGAGAGAUCCAUUGAAAUCAAUCCAUUGGAGUGAUGCUAGCUUAAAGGGGAGGGGAGACCUGGGGGUACAGACAUGUUUAUGUACACUGAAAGUAAGAUCCCAGCAGAUUAAAGGAUGAGGGUGGCUGUUCUUAUUUGUUCCCUUUUGUGUCAAGCAGCCCCUUUCCAUCUUCAAGUGGAAAACAACAGUGUGAGCCAUGAUCUGUCCCUGAGCAGCUUGUAUCUGAGACCCCAUGCAGACCCCUGGGACUCUUCUCCUGGUACUUGGGCAUGUGGUGGGGCUGUGGCAACAGGAGGGGUGCAGAGAUGCAGGGUGGGCUCUGCACCCUCUCCUGGCACCUUGCUGACCCCUGGGCUCUGGUGAAUGAGAAGCUGUCUGCUGGCAAUGGCUGCUCUCUUUAAUGGCAUCAAGGGUGAGUGGUGGCCCAUGCAGGGUGACAUUGGCUGGUCCUUAGCACCCACCUGUAGCACUCCUCUAGAGCAGUGGAAGAGUCGCAAGACCUUUUUCCUCCCAUGACCCUGUUUUUAAACCAUCUCUUCAUCAUAUCCUGUCUUAAACACCCAACAAUUCAAAGCAACCCUUUUUCUAUCAGAAUCCCUCCACCAGUUUUUUUCACCCCCUGGCUCUCACCAGAGGGGCACAAUCCUGCCCCUCAUAGAAUCAUUGAGGUUGGGAAGACCACUCGGAUCAUCUAGUCCAACUCUGGGGUCUUCCAGGAUGUAGGUGUGGUUUGCAGCCACCAAAAGUCACCUUGGAUGGGAUACUGAGGGUGAGAGACGAGUAAAAGGAAGGGAGUUGUGCCAGCCCUAGUGGUACGCCUCAUCUGUCAUGGAGAUAUUAAAUCUUCUUGAUUUCCUUCUUGACACGCAGAGGGUGGCUGAGAGUGAAUUAAGUUAGCAAAAGUGCUUUCCUGAGUGAGGGAAGCACUAUAUAAAUGCUAAAAGAUAUGUUUAGCACUCCAAGUACCAAAUCUUCAACGCUGUGCUUUGCCAUUUAUUUAAUGUGACAAUAAUAUAAAAAAAAUGAACAUCUCUUAUCAGAAAUAAAUUUAUUGCUGUAUUUCCCCAUUGAGUUAUGCCUUUGAGCACCAGAGUCUGCUUAAGCCUGAGAAGAGCUUUGGGGUGACCUUGAUGCCUCUCAUGCCCAGACAGCUCUCCAGCCAGGCUAUGUGCACUGUAUUGGGGGGUGUUGCUUGUGUAAGGUACAUAUUGGUAAGAUAUAUAUAUUUUACAUGUAUGUGAAUGGGCAGCACAGAUCUCUACCAUUUGCCUAGCCCACACUGCAGGAGGAGCCCUUGGGGAAAUCAAGUGUUGACAAGGGACAGGGCAUGCUGGCAGCACACGGGGGAGUCUGUAGGUGAGCAGGGUCUCUUUCCUUUAUUAGAAGUUAAUCUGAAAAAUAAGACUUAGCAGACCUAAGGGUUUGGGGUGGAGUAGGUGGGAACAUCUGUGCAGCCCCCACGACCAUCCAAAAGCUCUGGACUCCCAGAUGGACAAAGCAAACAGGCUACCCUUCCUGUGAGGAACUGGGAGGGCUGAGGAGAAAAUGUUAGAAAGAAAACAGUGAACAGAAAUUUGGAAGAAAGCAGAGCUACUAUAAUUUUAGUUGCCGUCAGUCCCCUUCUUGUACAGAAGCUCCAGAGUAAAACCUUGAAGAGACUGCUUUUAUCUCCUACCUAACACCAACCUCACUUGUAAAUCUGGGAUUAGCUGCCAGCAGAAUCUGAUUCAAUAGUCUUAACUUAAUGAACUACGCUACAGUAGGUUGUUGGCAAUUGCUAAAGCUGUAGGUAAAAUGAAGCCUAUUUCCAGCUUUCUGGGCAUCGCAUGGGUUGGAGCUUAAUGGAGUGGAAAUUGCUUUCAGAUGUGUGGAAGAUGGCUGCAGUGAUUGGUGACACACGGCAUUAAUCUCAGGGAGGUAAUAGGCACGCAGCAACCAACCUGUGCUGUGUGCUGGGGCAUGUCACAGUUGACAUGCCACCUUGGCUCUGGGGACACUCAGAUAAAAAACAUCUAUAGGUAGGAUUUUAUUGCUUUUAGCUGAAUGUAACAGUGAUGCAACCUCAGAAACCCUUAGGCAGUUUUCUUUACACCUCAUGUUCUCCUUGAAUCUCCCUGGCCAAAAAACCUAAGAGGAAGAACCACAAAACCAUUAUAUUCUCAUUCUCAGAUGUGCUAAGAUAAAUGGAGCAGAAUUCUUUAUGAGUUAUGCUGGGCAGAAGUGCUUCCUCUGCCAGCGUGGCCAUCAGUGCUACAUCCCCUGACAAACCCCAGUGUUUCCUGCCCACACUGCUACAGGCAGUGACUGGGAUGUGCAGAUCUGUCUGCCUGUUCCAUCCAAUGUUACUGGAUUUUGCCUAAAAAUGCUCAUGAUAGGACAAGAGGUAAUGGUCUUAAG